AUGUUGCCCACAGAAGCCAAUGGUAAGAGAAAAAGAGGAGAAAAUUUUGAGGAUGAAGACGGUAAGCGAGAUGGACAAAUAGAUGGCGUCUUGCCAAAGGAAAAGGAGCAGAGAACGGAUAAUCAUCAACACGACCAAACAGAUGAAUCUGGCGAUCAAAAUGACACCAAAAAUGGAUCUCAUCAUUCUAAUCCCCUCGUGGACAUUCCACCGAGACAGAGGCUUCUUCGUCAACUUACUCCACUUCAUAUCCGUGCCGCCUCACCCUGCACUUUAAACCCACCCAUUGAUAGUGAUGGUUUACUGUGGCCAUCACAGGGGGCCCGUGACAGACUUGAGCAGACGCCAGAGGAAGCUAAGGCACGUGAACAGCGCAUUGCUGGAGCAGUGAAGACAAUUUUAACUGAACUUGGAGAAGACGUUACUCGGGAAGGUCUUUUGGAGACACCAGAGCGAUAUGCACGUGCAAUGAUGUACUUCACCAAGGGCUACGAAGACAACAUUCGGGAUGUGAUCAAACGGGCAGUAUUCGAAGAAGAUCAUGACGAGAUGGUGAUUGUCCGUGACAUCGAGAUCUACUCCUUGUGCGAGCACCAUUUGGUGCCCUUUUUUGGAAAGGCUCACAUUGCCUAUAUUCCCAACAAGAGAGUGGUUGGACUUCUGAAGCUUGCACGUUUGGCUGAAAUGUAUCUGCGGCGUUUCCAAGUGCAAGAGCGUUUGACGAAGCAAAUUGCCAUGGCAUUGAGCGAGAUCUUGAAACCACGUGGAGUUGCUGUAGUCAUCGAGGCUACUCACAUGUGUAUGGUGAGCCGUGGUGUUCAAAAAACUGGCCUGUCAACGACAACAAGUUGUAUGUUGGGUUGUUUCCGUGUGCAGCAAAAGACCCGUGACGAAUUCUUGACGCUCUUGGGACGCAAGUAA
Molecule: messenger RNA, 921 nt
Organism: Clavispora lusitaniae ATCC 42720
Lineage: Eukaryota; Fungi; Ascomycota; Pichiomycetes; Serinales; Metschnikowiaceae
Product: GTP cyclohydrolase I
Biological process (GO): tetrahydrobiopterin biosynthetic process; tetrahydrofolate biosynthetic process
Cellular component (GO): cytoplasm
Molecular function (GO): zinc ion binding; GTP binding; GTP cyclohydrolase I activity
Source: RefSeq, a predicted model, not a curated record